CUCGCGGGAAGAGGAGUCGUUGCCUCGGGAACGGCGUCCUGAUCGCGAAAGAUGGCGGGGAAAGGUCUUGGCUCCGGGAGACGGAGCGUUCCAGGGGCGCCGCUCGCGCCGCGCGUUCCGCAGCCUGCCACACCUCGCCGGGACCUCCUCGCCAAGGAGGAGGAGUAUAAGCGUUUAAAUGCAGAAUUGGAAGCAAAAACAGCUGAUCUGGUUCGACAAGCUGAGGAAGUAAUAAGAGAGCAGCAAGAAGUACAAUCUAGGCCUGUUUCAACACAAAUUAAAUCACAUGAAGAGGAAGAUGAUAACAGUUUAAGAGGUCUAAUAUCUGAAGGGACAGUUCAUCUACAUUCAGAAACUAAGUCAAAGGCCAAAAACAAUGAUCCAGUAAACAAAGUUCAAACCAAACUAUGCUCUGCAAGUAAAGGAAGGAAAGCACAUUUAAGUAUAAAAUCAAAAUACUCUGAUGUACCAACUGCCAAUGAUGUUGCCAUUCCAGAGGAUUUCUCAGACUUUUCUCUUACAAAAACAAUUAGCAAAAUUGAAGGGCAACUGGAGGAAGAAGGCUUUUCUGAUGAUAUAGAUGAUGAUGAUAUUUUUUGUGGUGUUAGUAAAGACAUUGGAACAGAAGCACAGAUCAGAUUUCUAAAGGCCAAACUCCGUGUUAUGCAGGAGGAAUUGGAUAAUGUUGUAUGUGAAUGCAAUAAAAAGAAGGAUGAAAUUCAGGAUUUAAAGUCUCAAAUAAAAAAUUUUGAAGAAGAUUGUGUGAGACAGCAGCGAACAAUUAAUUUGCAACAGUCUCAAGCAGAAAAAUACAAAACUCUUUUUGAAGAAGCAAACAAAAAAUGUGAUGGAUUAUACCAACAGCUGUCUUCAUUAGAAAAGGAAUUACAAAGUAAAACAAGACUACAAAAGCAGGCUGCCACUAAUCAAAGUGCUACAGAAGUUCGCUUGAAUAGAGCUCUAGAGGAAGCAGAAAAGUAUAAAUUGGAGUUAAGUAAAUUAAGGCAAAAUAACAAGGAUAUAGCAAAUGAAGAACACAAAAAAAUUGAAGCAUUAAAAGCAGAAAACAAGAAGCUAGAAAAGCAAAAAGGAGAAUUAAUGAUAGGGUUCAAGAAACAAUUAAAAUUAAUUGAUGUUUUAAAAAGGCAGAAGGUUCUCUUUUCUUUUUGCCUAUGUUGAGUGUCCCCAAGGCCACCACUCCCCAUUCCCCUGGUUCAGCCAUUCACUAGGAGGACUCACAGGACUCACAGGACUCAGCAUGUAGUCAUAAUCAUGGCUAUGAUUCAUCACAGUGAAAUGUAGAGCAAAAUCAGUAAGGGGAAAAAGGCACAUGAGACAAAGUCUGGAAGAAAUCAGCUGCAAGUUUCCAAAAGUCCUCUCCCAGUGGAGUCACACAGAACAUGCUUAAUUCUCCCAGCAAUGAGUCGUGACAUGAGUGAAAUGUCCACCAGGAAAGCUCAUUAGAGGCUUAGUACCUAGAGUUUAUAUAAGGGGCUAGUCAUGGAGGCACCCUUUGCCUUGCACAUACCAAAAUUCCAGAAUCCCAGAAGGAAAACGGUUUAGGUACUGUUAUCACAGUGGUAGAAACCUUUCCCAAAUCCAAGUUUCCCACGCCAGCCAAGACCAAACUUGCAAGCAGUACUUUCAAAGGCUAUCAGUCUCAGGCCUGCUAUGGUAGCUCUUUACUACAUAGUAUCUUUUUAGAUUCACCAUUUAUCACAUUUUCUUUUCUCUUAAUUUAAUUGCGUAUUUUCUUUUCCAAUUUGUUAUUAGAGAUUACAAAUCUAAUAAAAUUUGUCCAUUAUUUUUCACUAGACAAUAAAAGCUUCUUGACCACUUCAACUCCAUUUAUUUACUUCCUAUCUCACUUUUAUUAUAGUUGUAUUUUAAACUUUAUAUAUAUUUAAGUCCCCAAAGACAUAGAAUGCUUACACAUUCAAAUUUCACUUAGAUUUACUACACAUUUACCUGCCUGAAGUUCUGAAAUUAAUAUUGGGAUCAUUUUCAUUCUUCUACCUGAAGAACAACUUCUAGUAUUUCCUUUAACACAGGGUUAUUGUGAUCAAUUCUCUGGUUUUGUUUAUCUGAAAUGUUAUUUUUUUCAUCCACCUCACUAAUUUACUUGACAGUUAACAUCUUGAUUAUUGGUCAGAAAUGUAACUGUAUUGGCAUAAGUGAGGAACUGGUUAUAUAUUUAAUAAGGAAAGACUGUCUCUUCUUUGAGCUAGUUUUUGCUCAACUAAAAUACAAAUUGUAUAUAAGGUACUUGUUUUUGCUUUCAUAAAGCUAUGUG
Messenger RNA from Manis pentadactyla (Chinese pangolin), 2293 nucleotides. RefSeq names its product testis expressed 9 (gene TEX9). Lineage: Eukaryota; Metazoa; Chordata; Mammalia; Pholidota; Manidae. The record is from RefSeq and is a predicted model, not a curated record. The coding region runs from base 52 to 1179 and encodes 375 amino acids. The transcript is spliced from 12 exons.